Zea mays is the source of this 1257-nucleotide messenger RNA. Its product is annotated as DeSI-like protein. Lineage: Eukaryota; Viridiplantae; Streptophyta; Magnoliopsida; Poales; Poaceae. The record is from RefSeq and is marked predicted. Gene Ontology annotation, molecular function: deubiquitinase activity. Gene Ontology annotation, biological process: protein deubiquitination.
CACCAGUCCACCACCCCACCAUCAGUUACUACUGCCUGCCUGCCUGCCUGCGUCUCUCCUCCAGGUCCAGGCUCCAGGAAUCCACCCCCCACCUCCUCGGAUUCUUUCCCCCUCUCCAGCUCCCCCGUCCUGCAGCCGCCUGCACUGUGCUGCCGCCCCGUUCGCCUCCCGGCCUCCAGCCUCCUCGGUUCCCGCGGGAGGGCCAUGAAGUUAAGGACAAAACGACCUGAAUGGAAGUCCCUUGUGCCUCUACAACUGAGCAGAUUGAGCAGGAAAUCUGCCAUGCGUUUCUUUUUGUUCCCCAAGGUUCAGUCGGCUGGUCAAUCGCCAGAUGAUACCCCAGUUUAUCUUAAUGUGUAUGAUUUGACGCCAAUGAACGGUUAUAUAUAUUGGGCAGGCCUGGGCAUAUUUCACUCAGGAAUUGAAGUUCAUGGUGUUGAAUAUGCAUUCGGAGCACAUGACUUUCCCACCAGUGGGGUCUUUGAGGUAGAACCUCGCCAAUGCCCUGGUUUCAGAUUCAGAAAAUCAAUAUUUCUUGGUACAACAUGCUUGGAUCCAAUCCAAGUUAGGCAGUUCAUGGAGCUGCAGUCAGUAAACUACAACGGCGAUACUUACCAUCUUAUCACGAAGAACUGUAACCACUUCUGCAAGGAUAUGUGCUACAAGUUGACCGGUAACAAAAUUCCCAAAUGGGUGAAUCGGCUCGCCAGAAUAGGCGCCAUUUGCAACUGCCUUCUCCCGGAGUCGCUUAAGAUCUCUCCGGUUGGCCAUGACCCAAACAGUCAAUCCGAAGACUCGGAGAAGAGGCGUCUGAGGAACCCAUUCAGCUGCUUCUCUUCGAUCUCGAGCCACCGGCAGCUGCCGUCGUCAUCUCCUUUCCCACCAUCUCCUGUGAAAGGGGGCCUCCCCCGUUGCUCGUCGAGGAAAAGCAGCACGGCGUCUCCGAAAAAUAGGUAGCCUGCCCUGGGGCGCGCCCCUGCGUAACUUCCGAGUCGUCGUGCUAAUUCCUGCGGUGUCAACAUCUGGAUCCGCACGGCGAGUGCUGUGCUGUGCUGCGCUGUAGCUUUCUGUCAGGUACUUGUUUUUUGGUCGGUAAAAAUCAGAUGCCUGAUGUUGUAUCAUGUAAAAAACCCCUAGCGACGUGUGCUGCUGAUCUGCCUCGCAAGAUCUGUUGGGAGGGUGAAUUGCCACUCGGUUCUACCCGCCGCCUAUGUACUCUACUCAGGGAUUUGUAUAUUAAUCCAUUAUUCUUUCAGC